This is a messenger RNA of Zootermopsis nevadensis, 3342 nucleotides long. The record is from RefSeq and is a predicted model, not a curated record. NCBI's taxonomy places the organism in Eukaryota, Metazoa, Arthropoda, Insecta, Blattodea, Termopsidae.
GACUGCCCCAGUGGCCACGGGCACUUCGUCCAACUCUCACACCAUGAAUCAGCUCGGAACCGUCUACGCCACGAAGAGACGCAGAAGGAAUGGCAAAAGCCUGAAGCCGCCACCGAAGGACGGCGUGACGAAGAGUAACCCCAGUAAGAGACAUCGCGAGCGGCUAAACGCAGAGUUGGACACUUUGGCCAGUCUCUUGCCCUUCGAGCAGAAUAUCUUGUCCAAGUUGGAUCGUCUCUCGAUUCUCCGGCUAUCCGUCAGUUACCUGCGCACUAAGAGCUACUUUCAAGUCGUGAUGCAUAAGGAUAAGGAAGACGGGAUGCACCACGACUCGCAAUUCAGGAAUCGAGAUCUCACGACGUAUGACCACACGCUGCUUGAUGGCGAAAUGUUCCUGCAGGCGCUGAAUGGGUUCCUGCUUAUACUCACAUGCGAAGGCGAAGUGUUCUUCGCCACCCAUAGCAUCGAGAGCUACCUCGGCUUCCAUCAGUCGGACAUCGUACAUCAGUCGGUGUACGAACUAGUGCACUCUGAGGAUCGAGAGGAACUCCAGCGACAACUGAUGUGGAACUCUUUCUUGCCACCCGAGUCAGCCAACACUGUGCUCCAAGACGUUCUUCAGCCAGAUAACUGCCACCUUCUGGAGCGUAGCUUCACCGUCCGCUUCCGAUGUCUCUUGGACAACACCUCAGGGUUCCUGCGACUGGAUAUCCGAGGACGAAUCAAAGUUCUCCAUGGACAGAACCGCAAAACCGAGGAACCUCCUCUUGCACUGUUCGCCAUUUGCACUCCUUUUGGUCCGCCAUCAUUGCUUGAGAUCCCCCAAAAGGAGGUGAUGUUCAAGAGCAAACACAAACUUGAUCUCACUCUUGUAUCCAUGGACCAGAGGGGGAAGAUGCUGCUCGGAUACUCAGACGCCGAACUCGCCAAUCUGGGAGGUUACGAUCUAGUCCACUACGAUGACCUCGCCUACGUGGCAAGCGCGCAUCAAGAACUCCUGAAGACGGGUGCAUCCGGCAUGAUCGCGUAUCGGUUCCAGACCAAGGAGGGACAGUGGCAGUGGCUGCAGACAAGUUCACGGUUGGUGUACAAGAACUCAAAGCCAGACUUCGUCAUCAGUACUCAUCGGCCACUAAUGGAGGAGGAAGGUCGAGACCUACUAGGGAAACGAACCAUGGACUUCAAGGUGAGCUACCUGGACGCAGGGCUAACCAACAGCUACUUUACGGACUCUGAUCAGCUGGUGGUUGGCUCGGUACAGCACCAUUCUUCGCCGUCCUCGUCGCAUCACAACACCGCCGUGUCCACCGCCCCUCAGCGGGUGAAUCGGCGUUACAAGACGCAGCUACGAGACUUCCUGUCAACAUGCCGGACCAAACGCAAGCUGACGCACCACGUAGGUGCCGGCACCACUGCGGGCACUACCGCGACGAGUGGCACCACGCUUCCCAACACCAUGGCGACCGUGGACUACAUCGCCGCCACGGACACGUCCAGCGCCGCAGCUGCGGCCGUGGCAGCCGCCUACUCCAACCUGAACAACAUGUACAGUACGCCGUAUCCCAGCACGGCUGUAGCGGGGUCGGCGGCGGACUCCUACAUGGGACACUCGGGGAACUUCCACCAGACACUGUAUCCUGCCGCGGCCGCUCGCCGCUUCCUGGCCGCGACAACAGAGAACCUGUUCCAUCAGUACCGGCCUCUGGGCACGUACUACCCCGACUACCACCACGCGGCCGCUACAACGCCGUACGUGAGCAACGGCUUCCUUGACAUGUCACCGCGCGCAACCACCUGCAACCUUCCGACGUACGACACCAGUCCGUCGGCAACUGGCACGCACCACCACAUGCACCACCAGCUGACAGGCAAGACAGGUGACGCAGAUAAACUGUACUCGUGUCAGCAGCUGGUGGACACGACGCCCGCCUCGAAGUACGCGACGGUGGUGGACAGCGGUCGGGGAUACGUGGUGGCCGGUGGUAAGUGCCUCGACGUGGCGUCUCCGUAUUCCGUCUCGCCGACCGGCGCUGUAACCAUCCAGCCGAUAGUGAUGGCGUCGCACUCGCCGUCCAUUAUAGGUGACAUGACUCAUAACAAACUAGUGGUGACAGGUGGUAAGACGAGUUCAAAGCACUCGCCGUCAAUGGACGGAAUGUCUUCGUCCAACUCGGCAGGAUCUUCGCCGGCAGCGACUACCGCAAAUGGCCUCAUCACGCCCAAGCUGGAAGACAUCAAGACAGAAGUGAGUUUACUGCAGUCGGGAAGUCCGCCGUCUCACCAUCAGCUCACCAGCCACCACAUGAACAACCAGCAGGUGGUGCAGACCGCCGCCACUCCAACUGCCAUCCUCCCUCACCACUACUCGCCCCCCGCAGCGGCAACCGACGUCCCGCGCCAGACAGUUCUGAUGUGGGGUAGCGGAGGCACCACGACACUCAACCACGCGGCCUCGUCUGGCAGUAGCAGCAGGUCGCCGCCCCCGAACGCGAUCGUCAACUCCGUGUCCUCCAACCCCGGCACGCCCGUAGUCACUACCCUCUCGAAUGGGACGCCCACGUCUUACGGCGUCCACCCUCAGCCAGACGCGAGUCCCGUCGGCAAGAAGUACAACAGUUCUGGCGCUGAUCCGCUCAAGUCUCUGGCAGAAAUGAAUUCGAUGGGUAGUGGCGAGUGGACGAAGCCAGAGCCAGUGUCCUCGGUGUCCCCCUCCCACCCCGCUAGCAGCCCGGCGCUUAGCGCCAAGUCCUACCAUCACCAUCACCAGCACCACCAAGUGGUGACGUCCCAUCACCACCAUCACCACCAGCACAGCGGCGGACUGGCGUACAGUGAGACUGGUGCCGGGAGCGAGCACGCCGAACAGCGACAACGGAUACCCUCAGAUAAGCCGGACGGGAGUCCUCUGCUGUCCAUCUCUGAGGUGACCAACACACUCCUCAACCACGAGUAGCAAUGGUUGGGCCAUGUGAAGUCUUCUCCCGGAUGUGAGAAGGUAUAAGUGUUACGUCAUGUCCUGUCUGCCGAAUUACACGAACAUUAUUAUUAUCGCGCCAUCUUGUUCUAGAAAUCAAAAUAAGAAAUAUACAUAUUGAUAUCAAUAUUUCGCUUUAAUAUAAUAAUUAUUAUAUUAUCAUAGCUGUGUGUGUGUAAAAUCGUCCGUGAUCUUUGUUGUAUACAUAUUUGUAAAUCAUUCUCGUAAUUAAUAUAUACGUGUUUUCUGUGAUAUAUGUCGAAUAAAAUUACUGUAAAAUACUAGCCUCUAUUGAUAAGUUUUAAGAAUCACUGUAAAUCGUGUACCAUGAUUUUAAAACUUGCAUAAUAUAUAUAUACAUAUACAUA